UGAGUCAAACGCAAAGUCAAUGCCACUGUGUCACAAAAAAAGAAAGAAAAAUGCGCACUACAAUGUGGCAUUCGUUUUGGAAACUGUUGUAUUCAACGCGUAGUGACCGCCUGUCCAAAUCGAUGUUGCCGUGAUUCACUUUGCAAGAAAUGCAAUUGUGCGUUAGCUUGGACAAAGUGGACACAUGACAUGUACCGAAAUCCUUCAUUUGUCAACGGAGGAUCGAGCAAGCCGACGAGUGUGUUCCAGGUCUGUGCCGUUAUUAGUCGUUAGUUGUCUGAAGUGAAGGAUUCGGUGCGCUGCACCGGCCAUGUGAAGUUAAUCAAGCCGCAACUGUGGUAGGUAGCGGUUUUCAUCACAGCAUUGGUGAUGUUUUCAGGUAACUAACUUCGGAGGCUUGCAAAACAAUUAUGGUCUCCGGUGAAUGUUAUAAGAGACUUAUUUGUGAGCUUACCGUUGGAUUAAUUAAUGACGUCUUGAUGACGCAGGCGAUGCCACAAAAAUCCAUUUUGCGUUGGGUUUGAAGUCAAAGUUUCCUUAUAUUGAAUUUCAUGCGGCGAGUAAUUCAGAACAGCCUAGGAGCUGUUCAACUCAAAACAAGCCAAACUGAGAUUUCUUCCCAGACCAAGCGAAAAACCUAAAUCAUCCGUUUUAAAGUCGACCAUUUCAAAACACUGCCUUGCGGUCGCGGUAGUCGUCACAGCGAGUGCGUUAGAUUGGAAUGGUGAUUGCUCGGAUUGGAUGAGUCUGUUCUUCAGACCUUCCAUCGUGAAUCAUGAUUCACAAAUAUUGGCUGACCUUGGCCGUCGUCCUCGCCUCUUAAGAACUACCGCCACGGCAGACUCCUAGGUGCAGUACGACUCAACAACGCGGGAGAUAUUUGUCGAGACUGCCACGGGAGACAGAAUUAUUCCUAUUAAAUCUGUCAACUGAAGCUCUUUGCGACGGAAGCAGGAAUUGCAGCAGACGUGUAACGAGCCGUCAUCAUGUGCGACGAUAGCGUGUUGGUACUCGAGAGCGAGCUAAACACCCCGGCCAAGAACUGCUAUCGCCUGGUGGUGCUGGGCUCCUCCAAGGUGGGCAAGACUGCCAUCGUCAAGCGGUUCUUGAAUGGUCAGUUUGAGGAGCAAUACACCCCCACCAUCGAGGACUUUCACCGGAAGAUUUACAAGAUCAAGGGCGAGGUGUAUAGGCUGGAUAUCUUAGACACCUCGGGGAAUAAUCCUUUUCCGGCGAUGAGCAGGUUGUCAAUCUUAACAGGUGACUUUUUCCUGCUGGUGUAUAGCAUAGACAGCAUGGAGUCCUUCCAAGAAGUGCGCCGCCUACGACAACAGAUCAUCGACACCAAGAGAAGCCGGAAAGGAACCAAGGCAGUCCCCAUGGUGAUCGCUGGUAACAAGACGGACAGGAACGAGCACAGAGAGGUCACGCUGGAGGAGGCCAAGAGGGCAUUCUCUUCCGGCAGACGAGUCACGUGCCACGAGCUGUCGGCCCUGGACGACAGCAACAUUGACGGCGUGUUCCGAGCCCUCUUCGAAAAUGCCCGGCUGCCGAGCGAGAUGGCGCCCUCUAUGCACAAAAAGGUGGCAGCUGCCACCUCCACUAAUCUGAACAGCGGGACGAGCCCCAGAGGGCUAUCGCUGCGCAGGCGCAUCAGCGACGCGUGCGGUGUCAUCUCGCCCAACGCGCGGCGACCGAGUCUGCGCAGUGACCUGAUGCAGGUCAGGACCAAUGUGUUGCGAGAGGAGCACCACCACAAUGACGACGAGUACGAGGAUGAGACGGAAGGAGACGAAACUGCGUCUGGAGGGAGUACAAAGAAGCGCGCAUGUCUUAUCCAGUGACGGCAUCGCAUCAUGCAUCAGCUUAAGGCAUGCCUACUCCCAUGAAAAUUUAUUGUGCUAGCCACUUUUCACAGCCUUAUUUGUUUAUACACAAUUCAUGACUAAAUUGUAUGCAAACUCGCUAUUUCUCGGCACUUCUUACUCUGUGGGUGUAUGCCUGAGCAAUAGUGUGUCCCAGUGGUUGGUUGCACUGAAUGUGCGUAGGGAUGCGCGUAUGAAGUAGACGCAAUGUUUGUGCGAGUAGUCAAGAAACCAACUCCACUCUUUCAACCUGUAUGUGUCUGCCCCUGAUGAAAGGAUUGGCUUAACGUCAGUGACUGAGUAAGCAUGUUUCGACGUUUGCAUUAAUUAAAUCACAGUGACAUGAUUGACUUGCUUUUUGUAAAAGAGACUAGGCUUAUUAAUUGAUGUAUUUUCGUUAAAAGAAAGACCAGCAUUUUUCAGAAAAAUAAAGGUUCUUUUUUUAUUACUAACACCAUAGCGGGCUGCGUAUUAAAGACAUUGGCGCGCUUCACAAGGAUGAAACUGAUCUCAAGAGCAAUGAGACUGCGGUUCAGUCUGCGCAUUGGCGAAUAUGCCCUUAAAAUUAAGGGAGUUGAAAGGAGUCGUGUCCGCAAGCAACGACUCGCGGCCGAACAGCAAGUCACUAUUGCCAUAAAUGGUCUAAGCAGAAGUAUAAUUGCGCAUGUUUUGAAUAAUACAUUUGCAUAUGCAUAGCUGCACUCGCUUUAUCAAUAUGGAAUCAUGCCAUUUUAACUUCUCUAUAAAUACACAACCUAACUGUUGCGAUUUGCAGAAGGCAUUCGGUGGACCAACACGUUCGCUACCACAUCACUGCGGUCGUGUUGAAUGAUUGUGCUCUUUAAAAGCCCCACCAAGUGAUCUCUGCGCUCAUAAUUGUGUCAAAACGCUAUCUCUCAAACGGAAGAGGUAUUGAUCUUAAGUGGCAAUCGUUGCAAUCUUGCAUCUGGCGGAACCUCACACAUUCGCCCCCGGUCCCGCGCAACUCCCCCUUGGUAAAGUGCCGUGACGACACUCGUCUGCGACUGUAUUUUACUCUUGAUCGAUGCAGACAUUCAACGAUACGGGAAAUGGCACUCUAGCCGGCAAGAGAGCAAAUAAUUCAUGUUGCUGAACAUGAAAGAGCCAACGAGUGUCUACCUGGGUAGCAAACUGAGGUCGUGUACAUGACAUUGGCACUGUCCUAUUCACCACUUGAUGUAAAAUCACCGCCCGAUGCACAGCUAAUAUAUACAGAUGAAAAAACAUUAUCGGCAGCCCAGCUGUGCCUGAUGGCUAUUCUUCGAAGUGGUGACUGACCCUCUACCCUCUUUACUUGAAUUCAAUCAAACUUGGCCUGCAACUUAAAGCGAUGAGUCACGGACGGUACAGGAUAAACUUCGCGUUAAGGACUGCAAACCGUGAUCCCCUUUUAAUCUAGGUUCGGCAGGUAGCAGCCGUCGGAUUUAGGUGCAUUCUGGUUCGCCAGCAAUUAAGAACAUCAGAUGCGUUAAGCCGCGGGAGACUGUCCGGAUGAAAGCCUACCUCAACCCGGGGUCCCUGCUCAAAGUUAUGCAGACGGUACACGGCGCGCUCCUAAAGCAGCAUGCCGGAGUGACAGUCUGAGCGUCACAUACCUGCUCGCGGCGUCGUAAAGCACGAGGACCGAUACUAGUAGAAGACACACGAGGCUUUGAUUUCUUCGGGUUAUCGGAUAUUGUUGAAACAAAAUAAGUACAUGGGGGAGACUGAGCGACGGUUUAUUUAAGGCGAACUGAAUGCCUGGAAAUGACAGGUGAAAAUAAAGUCGCAGGAGUCGCGUUCGUACCAAUUAUGGUGUUAAAAUGUUUCAGUGAGGGUGUUACGGGCUGACUUGUACGUGCUAUACUGCUUAUUGUGCAACGUAUAAAAAUGUGGUGUCAGAAGUGGGAUCCUGUUCAGAGCAGUAUAUGACUGGUUAUGAAUAAAUGGCUCAGAAUGCGAUUGACAAGCAAAUCUUAUUCACGCUUCUAACUUCAAUGAAACCACAAGGUGUAUAGACUGGAAAAGGCGCGAAUUUAACACUAGUUGUGGAACAAAAUAAGUGUGAAUUCUGCUUAGCCUUUCAUCAACAGCAGUUUCGUGACAUUAGGGUGCAGGUUUUACUUUGUUAACCAUUUGUUUUGUGUAAAAUGACAGGUAUUACAGAAAGCGCUACUGUAACAUCCUCGCGGCACUAUACUUAUCCUAUACUUUUCCAAAAUUUCUUAUUCACAGUGGGAAAAGUAGAGAUGUAAUGGGAAAAGUUAUUUGAAAGCUCUUGACUUCGCGACAUGAAAUAUACCUACCUGUACUAGCCGUCCAGGUUUAGCAGAGUAAAACACGAACGUCUGGUUGUUUCGGCAAUAAUUAUCCACUGAGAAAUGCUGACUGAGCGGUUGCCAAAGAAUUACUUCUAUUUCAUGUAUGUACGAAAUACCAAUCAUAAUUUUAACGAAUCUUGUCGGAGAGCACUACCUGAUUAUGCGUGCAGUACAACCCCCCCAAAAAAAAAACUCGACAAAAGCUUGCAAUCCAUAAAAAUGCUUUCCGGCAUCGCGAUAGGCUUUAUUGCGAGAAUACUUCCAACUUUUGCAUUGUUUUUCACCACUUGCCUUUGCUUUAUUUUAUCAAUAAAACGUCAAUGUUGCUU
Acanthaster planci (crown-of-thorns starfish) is the source of this 4515-nucleotide messenger RNA. Its product is annotated as GTP-binding protein Rhes-like. NCBI's taxonomy places the organism in Eukaryota, Metazoa, Echinodermata, Asteroidea, Valvatida, Acanthasteridae. Gene Ontology annotation, molecular function: GTPase activity; GTP binding; G-protein beta-subunit binding. The record is from RefSeq and is a predicted model, not a curated record. Gene Ontology annotation, biological process: signal transduction.